Molecule: messenger RNA, 505 nt
Organism: Durusdinium trenchii
Lineage: Eukaryota; Dinophyceae; Suessiales; Symbiodiniaceae
Source: the annotation of a GenBank genome assembly
GCGAAUUUAUGUUUGGCCAGACAGCCGCAAGCAAAUCGUUGAGCCCCAAUACGUUUUGGAAGACUUCACUGGACAGGGGCAUACGGACGAUGUGACAUGCCUCAGCCGCCUGUCAUCCGUGACAGGUUUGCUUGCCACGGGAGGUGACGAUGGAUAUGUUUGCUUUUGGAAGAUUCAGGAAACCUCAGCGGGCAAUGGCGCCAGUUCACGACGCUAUCGACUGUUUGACAACACUCAGGUUCCAUCACAGGCUUACAACCCGGAGCCUGAUCGACGCAAAGUCAAGAAAGGGGAUUUUACUACAGCAAACAAGCGCAUAUCGAACACCAACCAGCAACAGGGCUACCUGGAUUCGCCAUCGUCACUGCAAACUGGGGAAGGUCAAAGCAAUGGUUGGCCUGAGGAACUCAGUGGUCUGGAAGCUGACACAGGUCCGAGUUGGUUACGGUCCUUUGUCAAAGCCAUGAAAGCGGUGGGAGUCGGUUGGAGUCAGCGUCGCGGUUGA